GGGGCUUGCAUGUAUGUAUGUCAGGAGCAGAGCUGUGUAAUUUAACCACUUCUAUCUCGUUCUAAAACACACCGUAUUUUACACACACACACACGUCAUAGCCCUAUGGUAGACCAGACCCGUACAGAGAGAGCCAGAGCGGAAACCCCUCCCGAAUCCCAGCUCCGGCAGCCGAGCAAAAGAAAAGAGGAAUACCAAGAAAUCAGGAGACAAGGGGAAAUAACAGGAGAAAAGAAACUAUCAUAAUAAAACAUUAUUAUGAGCCGUCGUCCCCUCAGCAGCCUCCAAUUAUUUGCCUCCUUCCAGGAAAGAUGCAGAACUGAGGGUGACUAUCCAUCCUCCCGGCCUGGUGAAGUGUGAGACUAAAUAGCGUGUCGUGAGGAAAAGGGGAGAGGGACGGAUGGGGUUCGGACGGGACCUGGGGAACUCCCACGAUGGGCUGUUGAAGCUGCAGGACUGGGAGCUGAAGCUGCUGGAGACAGUGAAGCGCUUCAUGACGCUACGGGUGAAGAGCGACAAGGAGUACGCCUCUCUCCUCCUGAACAUCAGUCAGCAGGUGGACAAGCACGACAACUGCUCCCAGAUGGACUAUAUCAGCAACGUCUCCAAGUCUUGGGCCCACAUGGUCCAGCAGACAGAACAGCUGAGUCAGAUCAUGAAGUGUCACGCGGAGGAGCUGAACUCUGGCCCUCUGCACAGACUGACUAUGAUGAUCAAAGACAAGCAGCAGGUUAAGAAGAGCUACCAGAGCAUCCACACACAGAUUGAGUCCGAGAUGAACAAGGUGACAAAAAGCGACCUAGAAAAGUUAAAAGGCACCUACAGGCAAUUAACAAAGGAUGCCCACAGUGCCAAAGAAAAAUACAGAGACGCAAUGGUGAAAGGCAAGGAGCCAGAGAAGGCGAGGGAGCGUUACGACAAGGCCACCAUGAAGCUUCACAACCUCCACAACCAGUACGUGCUGGCGGUGCGGAGUGCCCAGCUCCACCAGGAGCAAUACCACAACACCACGCUGCCCCUCCUGCUCGACUCCCUGCAGAAUAUGCAGGAGGAGAUGAUCAGUGCACUGAAGGGGAUUUUGGAGGAAUACAGUGAAAUCACCAGUCUUUUAACUGAUGAAAUAGUGAAAGUCCACAAAGAAAUCCACACCUCCAUCGACCAAAUUGAUCCUGUGUCAGAGUAUGAACACUUCAUUGAGGUUCACAGGUCUCCAGAAACCAAAGAACCAAAUGUAGAAUUUGACCUUUCACUGUUGGAGGAAACCGAGAAUCUUCAAGCAAACGAGAUCCUAUGGAACAAUUUGACUGCAGAUAGUUUACAAGCGAUGCUGAAAUCCACAUCAGAUGAGCUGGGCCUCACUCAGCAGAGCCUACGCACCAAGGAGGAUCUCAUGCAAGACUUGGAAAACAAGCUUGAUGAGUCCACCAAAACAUGUGAAAAGAAGUCAGAUGCGGUGCUGCUGCUCAGUCAGAAGCAGUCUUUGGAGGAGCUGAGGCAAACGGUCCAGUUGUUACGCUGCACAGAAGCCAAGCUGGGCGCCCAGAAGGACCUGCUCGACCACAAGAUGCAGGAGAACGAGGGCAAGGAGCCUCCCCCCAUGGUUAACUACGAGGACGAUGCGCGCUCCGUCAACUCCAUGGACAAAGGCAAAGACAGGACAUCAAAGUUUGACACCUUACGUCAUUCCUUAGCCGGCAUCCUCCGCUCUCCCAAAUCAGUCCUUGGCUCAUCAUCGCAGUUUUUCGACGUGAUCCCAACUAGUGAGAAGCCCCUGGGGGACCAGGAGUGGUACCAUGGGGCCAUCCCCAGGACCGAGGCCCAGGAGCUGCUCAAAGAGCAGGGAGACUUCCUGGUCCGGGAGAGCCACGGCAAGCCUGGCGAGUACGUCCUGUCUGUCUUCUCAGAGGGACAGCGGAGACACUUCAUCAUCCAGUUUGCAGAUAACCAGUAUCGUUUUGAAGGCACUGGCUUCCCGACCAUUCCUCAGUUAAUUGAACACCAUUACACUUCAAAGCAAGUUAUUACCAAGAAGUCUGGGGUGGUGCUUUUAAACCCAGUCAUCAAGGAUAAAAAAUGGAUACUCAACCAUGAGGAUGUUACUCUUGGAGAGCUUCUUGGCAAAGGCAACUUUGGUGAGGUAUUCCAAGGAACAUUGCGGGACAAGACUCCUGUGGCAGUCAAAACAUGUAAAGAGGAUCUUCCACAGGAGCUGAAGAUUAAGUUCCUAUCAGAAGCCAGGAUCCUCAAGCAAUAUGACCACGCAAACAUUGUGAAGCUGAUAGGCGUUUGCACACAACGACAGCCUAUUUACAUUGUGAUGGAGCUAGUGUCAGGAGGGGACUUCUUGUCGUUUCUACGGAAGAAGAAGGAAGACCUGAAGACCAAACAGCUGGUGAAGUUUUCUUUAGAUGCUGCUGCAGGAAUGGCUUACCUUGAACUCAAAAACUGUAUCCACAGGGAUCUGGCGGCUAGGAAUUGUCUGGUGGGAGAGAGCAACCUGCUGAAGAUCAGCGACUUUGGGAUGUCAAGACAAGAGGACGAUGGGAUCUACUCGUCGUCUGGCCUCAAACAGAUCCCCAUCAAGUGGACGGCUCCAGAGGCUUUAAAUUAUGGGAGAUACAGCUCGGAGAGUGAUGUGUGGAGUUUUGGCAUCCUCCUAUGGGAAACGUUUAGUCUAGGAGUGUGUCCUUACCCAGGGAUGACCAACCAGCAGGCCAGAGAGCAAGUGGAGAAAGAUUACAGAAUGUCCUGUCCAACAAAGUGCCCUGAGGAGAUUUACAAAGUCAUGCAGAAGUGCUGGGAGUACAAACCUGAAAAUCGGCCAAAGUUUGCCGACCUUCAGAAAGAACUGGCCUCGAUCAAGAAGAAAUAGCAACCUGGUAGGGGAAGGUAGACCAGGUCAUGACCCCCUUACAACCUGAGAGAAACACCACAGAACGUUACAGCCUUGAUGCUACUUGUCGUGAUUGUACUCACUGUGUAUACUUUGUCACAAAAUCACUGUGUUAUUUGCCUAGGCAACUGUUUUGAGCCAUUAUCAAGGAGAGAGAUCUCUGCUUAGCUUGGAUCAUUGUCAAAAUAUGACAGUAUUAUUAUUUUUUAAACCUGGUGUUCUUUUAUUUCUGUUCCUUUCUCUUACUGAACCUCUGCAACUAAAGGUGUUUUGAGACAUAACCACACAAACAUGUGUAUAAUUCAUCAUGCUCCAUUGCACAUAUGACUUCUGUCGUUUUGCUAUUGGUCAUCACUCGGGCAUAGCCACGAUAAUGAGAAAUGUCACAAUUUCUAGGUUUUUUUUUAGGGCCCUGAGUUUGGUCCUGUUAAGGUUAGAUGAGUAAUAUGACUUGAAAAUGCCAAGGAGUCUGGUGCAACAUCUAAAAGAGACUGUCUAGAUGCACUCCGUAGACAGAUGGGGUUUGAGAACCAAUUCCUACCCAAGGACGUAACAGUUUAUACCUAAGGGUAUAGUGUCCUGUUUUUGUCCCGAGCUUGACUUUUCCACAUUCAGCAAGAACUAUUUUCUUCUUCCUCUAAAGUCUCAUUGUGAUGUGACAGUUUGAUUUGAUGUGAAUCAAAGAUUUACUAAAGUAUUCUCUUCAUGCCCACUAUUUAAUGUAGAAAACCUUUGAGUUUAACAUACAAGGAUAAGUGCAAUUUGUGACACCCCUUUCUUAUAAUUGUUUGGGCUUUGUAAUGUAGAAAUAUUGCAGUAAGGCCAUUUAUUUAGAAUUAAUAUAAUUUUACUUAAUUCUUAAAUGUUUCAGACCCUCCAGAAUGCUGAUUAUUUUCUACAUUUUAGUCUGUUACAAGCUCAAUACUCAUAAUUUGACAAUUAGAAUGUACCAUAACUGUACUAUCUGACUUGAAAUGUGAAUUUAGCAUUUUCUGUCAAAAACAGUCCGCUUUUACAUAGCUACGAGAGUUUUAAGGAGCUCCAUUUUUCAUGCAUUCAUUUGUGGUAUUUUUUUACUUCAAUUUUUUUAAAUAAAACUACUGUUCUAAAUUGUUGAUAGACAAUUGAACAGUGAUAGCAAUGAACAGUCGACUUGUUUUCAUUAAGUAUACUUAGGGCCAGGAGUUGUAUCUAACCAUGCGACAUGACCAAGGGAGAACUCUGGGGCCUAGUCUAUACCUAUGGUCUUGUUUUCCUGGCAAGGUAAUUCUCCGUCCCCUAAUAUAGUAUAUUCGCUAUUCCAGCCACUCCUGUAUGAUGUAAUUUCUCUGAGGGUGCCAUGUUGUUUCUAUGUCAACCAAGCUCCUUGCCAUUUGUGCUGACAGCCCAAGCGUGUCUUCAAAAGCAUCUUCUGUGAAGUAACACGUCACAUCCAUCCAUCAGUUUCACUCCUAUUAGAAUGGAACUCUUGUCUUUCAAAAAACAUUCCUCCUGUAUUUUGUAAAUACUUGUAGAUGCUAUAACUUUUAUUUUAUGCAAAUGUAGGUCACGUUUUGUGUGUCUCUAUUGGAAGUGUUUCUUCCAAUGAUGUAUUCGAUAAAGAAAACAUUGUCGGUUUUUGCUUCUGAAUCUGCAUGGAUUGUUUGUACAUUUUUAGUAUAUGUAUAAAAGAUUUUUGGAAAAAUCCUCUUUCCUAUCUAUUAUACAAUGUCUCCUGCUCAUCUAUUCUGUAUCCUCAUCUUACUGUGUCACAAAUUACACCCUAUAUAGUGCACUAAUAUGCCGAAUAGGGUGUCAUUUGAGACAGACUUUGGUUCGUUGACAGGAGUAACAGUUUUUUUUCUUAAUUUCUCCAGUCAAAUGACCUCCUGAUAGUUAAAAUGUUUUGCAUUCCAGACAACCUAGCAAGAGAAAGGUGUAGAAUGAAUAGGCGAAGGGAGCUUACAUCUUAACUACUGGUUGAUGAGCACAAGAUAUCUGUUUAACACGUUUGAAAGGCAUACACUUUUUUCAGUAACUCUUAUUUAUUUGAGACACUUAAAUAGUAUCAUGAGUAUUUUAUAUUAAUUUGUCUCCUGUUAGUGUAUUAAAAUAUUUGCCAGUAUUUUCUUUUUAUAGAAUUUGUUCCAUGGUUUAAAAAUGUAUAUAUUUGUAUUCUCAUGCAAAGUGACCGAGUCUAGAUUUCCCCAUGAGUAGUUGAAAAAUCUGCUCUACAUUACUGGCCAAUAUGAUACAGACCAUUAUUACACUUGUGUUGAAUGGAAUUGGCUUUCAGUUUGUCACUCAUUUGUUUGAGUGAAAGUGUAUUUAAGCUUCACAAUUCAAUGUGAAAGUAUUGUGGUAUGUACACCAAGGCCAGCUUCACAGCAUUUCAAGGUGCAGUCGCUUCAAAAAGUAUUCAGACCCCCUGACUUUUGACAUUGUUACAUUACAGCCUUAUUGUAUAAUGGGUUAAAUAAAUCUCAAUCUACACACAAUAACAAAGCGAAAACAGGUUUACAUUUUCAUUUAGCCAAUUAUAAACCUUAUUACAUAAGUAUUCAGAUCCUUUGAAAUUGCGCUCAGGUGCAUCCUGUUUCCAUUGAUGAUCCUUGAUUACUCUACAACUUGGAGUCCACCUGUGGUCAAUUCAAUUGAUUGGACAUGACUUGGAAAGGCACACAACCGUAUAUACGGUCCCACAGUUGACAUAGCAAAAACCAAGCCAUGAAGUCGAAGGAGUUGUCCGUAGAGCUCUGAGACAAUCCUGUGUUGAGGCACAGAUCUGGGGAAGAGUACCAAAACAUAUCUGCAGCAUUAAAGGUUCCCAAGAACACAGUGGCCUCCAUCAUUCUUAAAUGGGAGAAGUUUGGAACCACCACCACUCUUCCUAGAGCUGGCCUCCCGGUCAAACUGAGCAAUCAGAGAAGGGCCUUGGUCAGGGAGGUGAUAAGCCAAUGGUCACUCUGACAGAGCUCCAGAGUCCCUCUGUGGAGAUGGGAGAAUCUUCCAGAAGUACAACCAUCUCUGUAGCACUCCACAAGUCAAGGCUUCAUGGUAGUGGCCAGAUGGAAGCCACUCCUCAGUAAAAAGCACAUGACAGCCCGCUUGGAGUUUGCCAAAAGGCACCUAAAAUAUUCUUAGACCAUGACAAACACGAGUCUCUGGUCUGAUGAAACCAAGAUUGAACCUUUUGGUCUGAAUGCCAAAUGUCACGUCUGGAGGAAACCUGGCACGAUCCCUACAGUGAAGCAUAGUGGUGGCAGUAUCAUGCUGUGGGGAUGUUUUUCAGCCGGCAGGGACUGAGAAACUAGUCAGGAUCGUGGGAAAGGUGAACGGAGCGAUCCUUGAUGAAAACCUGCUCCAGAGUGCUCAGUAACUCGGCCGAAGGUUCACCUUCCAACAGAACAACGACCCUAAGCACACAGUCAAGACAAUGCAGGAGUGGCUUCAGAACAAGCCUCUGAAUGUCCUUGAGUGGCCCAGCCAGAGCCCGGACUUGAACCUGAUCAGACAUCUCUCCUGAAAAUAGCUGUGCAGCAAUGCUCCCCAUCCAACCUGACAGAGCUUGAGAAAAAUGGGAGAUUACUCCCCAAAUACAGGUGUGCCAGGCUUGUCGCGACACUGAAGGCUGUAGUCGCUCCUAAAGGUGCUUCAAAGUACUGAACACUUAUGUAAAGUUUAUAAAUUAGCAAAUAUUUCUAAAAACCUGUUUUUGCCUUGUCAUUAUGGGGUAUUGUGUGUAGAUUGAGGAUUUUAAAAACUGUAACAUGGGAAAGGUUAAAGGGUCUGAAUACUUUCCAAAUGCACUGUAUGUGCAUUACUGAGCUCUUUUCCUAAAGCAUAUUGUUAUUUGAUGUGUGUCAGACUAAUUUAAAGAGCUGGGAUAUUUAUUGCCACAACAGACCUUAUUUUGAUUGCACUUUUGGCCAUGUUAAAAAAACAGACACAAUAGUACUGUUGUGUUUAGCCCAACAUGCUUCCCUAUGAAUAAAGACCAUAUCUAAAGUAACAAGUGAACAAUGCACUGGAUUUGAAUGAGUAUCACAUUGUUAUAGUUAGCCCAUAUUAUGUAAUAAGAAUUACUGUAGCGUGUGUGGUUGUAAUUGAAAAAUGUCCUUGAAUGUGUUUGCUAUUACACACCUGUAUGCCCCUUGUUAGAUUUAGCUUUCACAAUCAUGUCCUGUCAUUGUUUAUACUGUGUACUUGCAAUAAAAAAAAAACAUUCUUGGC
Messenger RNA from Oncorhynchus keta (chum salmon), 7105 nucleotides. Its product is annotated as tyrosine-protein kinase Fer-like. The transcript is spliced from 19 exons. Gene Ontology annotation, biological process: cell adhesion; Fc-epsilon receptor signaling pathway; chemotaxis. Bases 401 to 2872 code for a protein of 823 amino acids. Gene Ontology annotation, molecular function: non-membrane spanning protein tyrosine kinase activity; ATP binding. Lineage: Eukaryota; Metazoa; Chordata; Actinopteri; Salmoniformes; Salmonidae. The record is from RefSeq and is a predicted model, not a curated record.